This is a messenger RNA of Neolamprologus brichardi, 1057 nucleotides long. NCBI's taxonomy places the organism in Eukaryota, Metazoa, Chordata, Actinopteri, Cichliformes, Cichlidae. The record is from RefSeq and is a predicted model, not a curated record.
CAGAGAGGCAGAACAGUCUGCACACAUCAUCAGCUUGUCUCUUUAGGAGGACGAGAGCAAGAGAGAGUGAGAAAGUGGGUUAAGAAGAGACAGACAGAAAAAAGAAAGAAAAGAGAAACUGCAUCAAAGAAAAGAGGGAGUUGUUGUUGAGCUGGGAAUCCAUCCAGCAGACUUCAGUUUGUGUCCAAAACCAGUUAAAACCAGAGUGACGGGGAGCCGUGAGUGGGAGGACAGACUGGUUUCUAGCCACAGGGAGUAGACUGCAAAGCACCAUGGCUGACAAUGUGAAUGAGGAGUCGGAUUAUACCCCCGGGAAAGAUGAGCUGGACUGGGGCUAUGAGGAAGGUGUAGAAUGGGGACUUCAUUUCCCAGCAGCCAAUGGCGAGUACCAGUCUCCCAUUAAUCUAAACUCCAGGGAGGCUCACUACGAUCCGUCACUCCUGGAUGUUGGAUUGUCACCAAACUACGUGGUGUGUCGAGACUGCGAGGUGAUCAAUGAUGGACACACUGUCCGUAUUAUUCUCAAGUCCAAGUCAGUGGUUACUGGAGGUCCACUGCCAAGCGAUCACGAGUAUGAGCUUCACGAGGUUCGAUUCCACUGGGGCAAAGAGAACCAAAGAGGAUCGGAGCACACGGUCAACUUCAAGGCUUUCCCUAUGGAGCUUCAUCUGAUUCACUGGAACAGCACUCUGUUUAACACACUGGAGGAUGCUCUAGGGAAGAAGAAUGGAGUACUUAUCAUAGCUCUUUUUGUGCAGAUUGGUAAAGAGCAUCUGGGACUGAAGGCCAUCACUGAAGUUCUCCAGGACCUGCAGUACAAGGGGAAGAGCAAGAUAAUCCCCUGCUUUAAUCCCAACACUCUGUUACCUGAUCCAUUACUGAGAGACUACUGGGUGUAUGAAGGAUCUCUGACUACACCACCUUGUAGUGAGAAUGUGACCUGGAUUCUCUAUCGUUACCCUCUCACCAUCUCACAGUUACAGGUAAAACAAAUAAAGCAGGUAAAGUAAAGCAUCCUCUGCCUUUUUAAGGUUUUUUUUGUUUUAUUUAUUUUUCU